This is a messenger RNA of Nezara viridula (southern green stink bug), 3248 nucleotides long. NCBI's taxonomy places the organism in Eukaryota, Metazoa, Arthropoda, Insecta, Hemiptera, Pentatomidae. The record is from the annotation of a GenBank genome assembly.
AAACAUUAAAUAGUAUUAAAAAGGUGGGAAUAGAUUGUGCUACGAUUAUUUGAAUUAUCAAACUUAAACCAUGUCUAAUUCCGAGGAACAGUCAAUACCAUCCACUGAAGAAGUCAAAGAAUCACAACCACCCAGCCCCUUAACAGAUGCAGAUUCACAAACCGCUGAAGGAAAUAAAUGUGAUGAAAAAGUAGCAGAAAGUGAGAAAUCUGAUGCAGAUACACAAAAUGAUAAAACGGAAAGGGAUGACGGCAAUUGUUAUUGUGGAAAAGAGCGGAACUUGAAUAUUAUAGAACUUCUAUGUGCCAAUUGUAACAGAUGGUUUCAUGAAUCUUGUAUUGGAUAUCAACUCGGAAAGUUGGUACCAUUUAUGUUGAACUAUGUCUUUGUUUGUAAAAAUUGUUCAAACACCGGUUUAGAGAGUUUUAAAAAAAAUCCACCAUUGUUUCCUCAAAUAUGUAUUACUGCUAUUGCAAACUUGAUGCAAACUAGUAUCAAAGAAGGGAAUCCCAAGAUACAGUUUACGAAAGAUAAAGAUAUUAUUCCUUUUAUUGAAUCACAUUGGGAAGGUAUCACAACUUUUGCUAAAAGAGUGAAGCAAUCCAUGCACUCUUCUGUAAACAGCACUGAACCAACAGGUAAACGUCCGAGGGGUAGACCGAGGCGUAGAUGGGAGAAUUGUGUUAGGUCUGAUGUUGUAGAUAUGGGUUUUGACGGGGUUCAGAGGAGGGAGGUAUUGAGAGCUCUUGUUAAGGACACAAACGUCUCAUUUUUAUGCGAAGACAGUCCUGAAGAAGGGACUGUCUAUUCCCUUAUCCAACAAGAUUUGACUCAAAUCAAACCCAAUUACGAAGCGAUGAUAAAACAAGGGCAGCUCAAGGUCACUGACAUGGGUGUCCAACAUGGUAAACAAGGGCUUAAGCAUGCUAGUGGAGGUGGUACCAUGAGGAGAAAUGCAAAGAGGAAAGUGCCAGAAUCGGGGCAAGGGCCCGGUAAAAAGUCGAGAGGUGACGUGUCCCUCCCAAAGCUGCCUGCUCAUGGAUACCCAAUGGAGCAUCCUUACAACAAAGAUGGUUAUCGUUACAUACUUGCUGAACCGGAUCCUCAUGCUCCUUUCAGGCAGGAAUUUGAUGAAAGCAGUGAUUGGGCUGGUAAACCUAUCCCAGGAUGGCUCUACAGAACUCUGGUGCCUGGAACUGUUCUUCUGGCGCUUCAUGACAGGGCCCCUCAAUUAAGGGUUUCAGAAGAUAGGCUUUCAGUCACAGGAGAAAAGGGUUACUGUAUGGUCAGGGCCACACACUGUGUGAGUAAAGGGACUUGGUAUUAUGAAGUAACAGUUGACGAUAUGAAAGAUGGGUCUGCAUCAAGGUUGGGUUGGUGCCAAGAAUAUGCCAACCUUCAAGCCCCGCUGGGCUAUGAUAAAUUUGGUUAUGCUUGGAGAUCCAGGAAAGGAACCAGAUUUCAUGAAUCUCGUGGGAAACAUUACAGUGAUGGCUAUGGAGAAGGAGAUACGCUCGGAUUCUUAAUUCAUUUGCCCCACGAUGAGAAUAAAUCAUAUAUUCCUGUGACAUAUAAAGACAAGCCUCUUGUUAAAUUCAAAAGCCAUUUAUACUAUGAAGAAAAAGAUAGAGUUGCCGAGUUCCUUAAAAAUUUGACUGUCCUACCUGGAAGCAAAAUCGUAUUUUUCAAAAAUGGAGUUUGUCAAGGAGAUGCUUUCCUUGACAUUUAUGGUGGUUCCUAUUAUCCUGCCGUGUCAUUGCAUAAAAAUGCUACGGCUACCAUUAAUUUCGGACCUCAUUUCAAAUAUCCUCCUAGUGAAGAAGAAUUUUCAUACAAAGGAAUGUACUUAAAAUCUGAAGAAGCAAUACGGGAGCAGACAAUGGCUGAUAUCUUAUACCUUACUGAAAAUGACGGAAAAUUAAGAUUAGAUACUUACUAUGUAUAGCUAGAAUAAAGCCACAUUACAGUAAUGUGGCUUUCAUUGGGUAUUAAAUUGUUUUUGUCACACAAUUAAUGCCAUAUAUAUUUAAAUCUUCAAAAGAUUUAUUUUAUUUUGUAAAGAUUAAUUUAAUUUUUUAAUGAAAAUAAAUUAUGGUUACUAAAAGCGUUUAUCAAACUGUUUUUAAACUUAGUUUUUGUUUUAUUAUUAUUAUUAUUUCAUUUAGUAUUUUAAUUUAUAUUGUUAUUUAUUUAAAAUAUUUGUAAAUAUGAGACAAAAAAAUGCUGAAUUGAGGGAAAAUUCACCAUUUGUAUAUUUAUCUGUAAUAAAACAAUUACAUAAAAUGAAUGUUAAGAGACCAAAUGUACAGUUAUAUUAUCUUAUCAUAUUAUGUGAAAUUAUUUUUGUAAUUUUAAAGGCGCCUUAUGUUAUCAAUCUUGUAAUUCUACAUUUUAGUGGUUUCAUAUCAAAGAGGGAAAUCUGUUAUUUUCAGAAAGCGGAGAAAAAGUUAAUUUUUGUUUUAUAGGUUCAACUCAUACUGUUUAUGAUAAUUUUAUAUAAGAAUGUUCAAGUUGAAUCAUAGGAAAAUCCUUAAAAUUGCUUUAAAUUGAAGCUACGUUACAGAAAAUUGGUUUUUCUCAAUUUUUAAAAAAAAUGACAGAUGUCUGUUUUUGAUAUUAAGCCCCUCAUAUUUUAAAUUUAAUUUUUAUAAAAUACACAAAAAUAAAAAGUGGCCACCUUUAAUUAUUUGCUCAGGUUUUCAAUAAUUAAUUAUUUAGAAGUAUGUAUAUAUAUAUAUAUUUUUUUUUAGUACAAAAAUUUGGUUUCUCUUGAUUUUAUCAUAGCUAUCAUUCAAUAUGUCUUGACUUAACACAAUUUCUGUGUACUAUAUUCUAUAUACUAUGUAUACUCAACUAUUAGAAUUAUUACCCUUAAUUAUUGAAUAGAUUCUGGUAAUGUUUGGCAUCUCUUUAUAAAUCCUCCUUCUGAUGUUCAAGAAGGUUUAGAUGUCGGGCAAAAUGACUAAAAGAUGGUCUGUCACACUAUAUACCCCACAUUAUAAUGUUAAUGUGAAAGGUAGGCCAUUUUGUUUUGUUUUUAGUUUCAUCAAAGAACUUCCACUUAAGAAAUAAAUAUGUAACUAAUUUUAUUUUCAAAUUAUUUCUGAUGUACAUGUUUUUACUUGUUAGAUACUGUGCAAUGGGUGUCAAUAAUUUCUUAUCAACUGGUACUAAAUUGUUUGUAAAUAUGUAUUUUUAAAAUAUUACUCCUUCGAAAAAGAAGUUAUAAAUAAAAGUAUAAUAUAAUC